ACUACUAAUACCUAUAUAUACUCAUAACUGGCUCAUUUAUAUGCAGUAUCAGUUCAUGUUUUCAAAAAUGUCUCCCUAUUAUGUGAUAUUGUAUUUCUAUAUCUUCCGUAAUAGUUUUUGUGAAGUUAUACCAACAUACGUGAAUGAUAUCCUGAAGGAAAAUAACGUUACCACAAAUGAUGGAAAUAAGUUCAUCAAAGGAGGCAAUAAUUCUAUCAAUUUCACUUUAACGAAAUUAUUCAACAUCCGACUGGAGGGAAAAUAUGAAAAUCUGCAUCCGGCUGUUCAAGACGUUGUCCAUUCUCAAAUGAUGGCAGAAUCAGAAGGCCUAAAUCGUGGACAAUCACAGGAAAGUUACGUUGACGGUCAAAUAUUGAAUAAAAUAAAGAAAGAAUUUGAGACUGUGAAAGACCUCCUACAGAACCACAACAAUUGUGAAUUAACAUUAGAAAAAUAUCUGGAAGGUUUGAUCAAUAGUAAACCUACAACGAUGUCAGGACGAAACGAUGAAGACGAUUAUCAUCCAUGUGAAUACAGUGCAGUAUGCAGAUCGUUGGUGGGAAUCGACAAAUUACCAAUCUGUCAAAGUCUAGAGAGGAAUCGAAGUUUUAACUUUCAGAAGAAUACCACGAAGAGAGAUCUACCAAGGAAUUGCAAAGAGAUACAAGAAAAUGGUCAUACAGUUUCUGGUUUAUACGAAAUCCAACCGAAAACGUCCAAGAAGUCGUUCAUGGUGCUUUGUGAUAUGGAAACCAAGGGAGGUGGCUGGACCCAUAUCCAGAAGAGAGUAGACGGAUCAGUAGAUUUUUAUAGGGGUUGGAGAGAGUACAAACAUGGAUUUGGCAAAUUAGAGGGAGAGUUUUGGAUCGGACUGGAAAAUAUAUAUGCUUUGACAGGUUUUGAGGUGAACGAACUUUUGAUUGAAAUAGUGGAUAGGGAUCAGGUGACAGCCUAUGCCCACUACAAAGCAUUUGGAAUCGGACCUGAAAAGGAAGGAUACCCUCUGAAAGUUCUCAGAGACUUUUUUGGCGAUGCAGGAGAUUCUCUAACCGACCACUUGGGCAGUAAAUUCACAACGAAAGAUUUGGACCAAGAUACGAAUCCUAGUAAUUGUGCAGUCUUGUUCGAUGGUGCCUGGUGGUACAAAUCCUGUCACAUCAGCAACCUCAACGGAAAGUACCUCAAUGUGGAUCUACCUGCUCAGUACAAGUUCCAUGGUCUACAUUGGAAAACAUUCAGGAGUCAUGAAUACUGUCAUGCCAGAGCUCGCAUGAUGGUGAGGCCAGCUCAAAGUUGAAGUUGAAGUUGAUUUUUUUUAAUUAUGCCUCUCAGCAUGUUUCUGUUUGUGCUUAAUAAAGGAAAACUGAAAUCCUCUUUCGACU
Messenger RNA from Phaedon cochleariae (mustard beetle), 1382 nucleotides. Lineage: Eukaryota; Metazoa; Arthropoda; Insecta; Coleoptera; Chrysomelidae. The record is from the annotation of a GenBank genome assembly.